AUAAUGACUUGUAGCCGCGCAGCGGAACACAGGGACUAGUGGGUACAUACCGGGCUGUUUGAUGCGAGACACUAACCAUCUCUUGCUUUUAAUUAUUGUAGCCUUUUUUAUGACGCUCCGGAUGUAUUAUCUGACUGAUGGCUGUGACCGGAGCCGGGUGCGACUUAACAUAUUCCAAAAUGAGAGGGAUUGUGUCAUUUUUUACCGCCUUCAUUAAGGACAGAAAAAUGGGCUUAAACGACAUCAUUCAGAAGUUGGGGUCCAACCCGCACAUCUGUCAACACUCAGACGUCCGAGUAUUCCUGAAGAUCGAUGAGAGUCAGAAGAAGGAGACAGAGGAACCUCGGUGUCUAGUGUCACCCAGGAACUCUAUGGCAGAGGAGACUCAGAGGGUCAAGCCCUCAGAUUUUGACUAUCUGAAAGUCAUUGGGAAAGGAAGUUUUGGGAAGGUCCUGCUGGCUCGACACAAAGAAAGUGAGCAGUAUUACGCUGUCAAAGUACUACAGAAGAAAAUCAUCCUGAAGAAGAAAGAGAAGCACAUCAUGUCGGAGCGCAGUGUGCUGCUGCAGAACCUGCACCACCCCUUCCUGGUGGGCCUGCACUUCUCCUUCCAGACCACAGACAAGCUGUACUUCGUACUGGACUACGUCAAUGGAGGCGAGCUCUUCUACCACCUGCAGCGCGAGAGAGUGUUCCUGGAGCCGCGAGCGCGGUUCUACGCCGCCGAGAUGGCCAGCGCCCUGGGCUACCUGCACUCACUGCACAUCAUCUACAGAGACCUGAAGCCAGAGAACAUCCUGCUGGACUCGCAGGGUCACAUCGUCCUGACCGACUUCGGCCUGUGCAAGGAAGGUCUGGCCCCGAACGGGACCACCAGCACCUUCUGUGGGACCCCGGAGUACCUGGCGCCCGAGGUGCUGCAGAAGCAGGCGUACGACCGCACUGUGGACUGGUGGUGUCUGGGGUCCGUCCUGUACGAGAUGCUGUACGGCCUGCCCCCGUUCUACAGCCGGAACACGGCGGAGAUGUACAACAGCAUCCUGCACAAGCCCGUGGAGCUGAAGCCCAACGUCUCCAACGCGGGCAGGGCCAUGCUGGAGGGCCUGCUGCAGAAGGACCGCACCCUGAGGGCCGGGGCACGAAACGACUUCAUGGAGCUCAAGAGUCACCCCUUCUUUUCUCCCAUCAACUGGGAUGAUCUGAUGGCCAAAAAGAUUACACCCCCCUUCAUUCCCUCUGUGAGCGGCCCCACGGACCUGCGGCACUUUGACCCCGAGUUCACGCACCUCCCAGUGCCAGGUUCCCUUGGCAACAGUGACUGCCUGGUGACCAGCAGCCUGCGUGAAGCAGCCAGUGCCUUCCCUGGCUUCUCCUACACACCUCACGCAGACCACGCCUUCCCAUAACCGUGCCGACCACGCCUUCCCAUAACCACACCGAGCACAUAUUUCUGUAACCAUGUCAACCACGCCUUCAUGUAACCACGCUGACCAUGCCUUAAUGUGACCAUGCCAACCACACCUUCCCGUAACCCUGCCAACAAUGCGUUCCUGUAACUCCACUCUUGUACUGCUGACCACACCUUCCUCUAAGCCCGCCCCCUUGCCCCAGCCCUGACUCCACUGCCUUCUGUGGAUCAGGUAAGGACCCCAGCGCGGGUGGCUACCCUGCUGCCUCUGUGGAUUGGAUGGGAUAAGGACCCAAGUGCGGGUGGCUACCCUGCUGCCUCUGUGGAUUGGAUGGGAUAAGGACCCAAGUGCGGGUGGCUACCCUGCUGCCUCUGUGGAUUGGAUGGGAUAAGGACCCCAGUGUGGGUGGCUACCCUGCUGACUGCGUGGAGUGGAUGGGAUAAGGACCCCAGCGUGGGCUGCUGCCCUGCUGACUGCGUGGAGCGGAUGGGAUAAGGACCCCAGUGUGGGUGGCUACCCUGCUGCCUGUGUGGAGUGGAUGGGAUAAGGACCCCAGUGUGGGUGGCUAACCUGCUGCCUGCGUGGGGUGGAUGGGAUAAGGACCCCAGUGUGGGUGGCUACCCUGCUGCCUGCGUGGGGUGGAUGGGAUAAGGACCCCAGUGUGGGUGGCUGUCCUGCUGCCUAUGGACAUCGGCAGACAUGUUAAAAUGCCAAAUGGACUUGCAGUGCAAGUGGACAUUCUCUAUGCUGGGUGGAGGGAGGUGGGGAUGGUGAAGGCCCAGGAUGGUUAUUAUUCCUUUUGCUACACCCAGUCUCCUGCCACCACAGUCAAGCUAUGCUGGCGUGUGUGUGUAUGUGUGUGCAUGCGUGUGUGAGAGUAUGUGUGUGCAUGCGUGUGUGUGCGUCUGUACAUGCGUU
Molecule: messenger RNA, 2327 nt
Organism: Anguilla anguilla (European eel)
Lineage: Eukaryota; Metazoa; Chordata; Actinopteri; Anguilliformes; Anguillidae
Gene: sgk2b
Product: serum/glucocorticoid regulated kinase 2b
Exons: 12
Coding region: 138-1406 (422 amino acids)
Biological process (GO): protein phosphorylation
Molecular function (GO): ATP binding; protein serine/threonine kinase activity
Source: RefSeq, a predicted model, not a curated record